This is a messenger RNA of Guyanagaster necrorhizus, 1922 nucleotides long. RefSeq lists its product as uncharacterized. Gene Ontology annotation, cellular component: cytoplasm; nucleus. Gene Ontology annotation, molecular function: RNA polymerase II cis-regulatory region sequence-specific DNA binding. NCBI's taxonomy places the organism in Eukaryota, Fungi, Basidiomycota, Agaricomycetes, Agaricales, Physalacriaceae. The transcript has 2 exons. The record is from RefSeq and is a predicted model, not a curated record. Bases 108 to 1814 code for a protein of 568 amino acids.
GAAACGCCCGUCAUCUCGCCACUGGUCGACCCUUGUCUCUGUCCUCCAUCCUUCCUUAAGUUCUGGCAACAGGCCAGUCCCCCACCUCCUUUUGGUUCCUUACCACCAUGGUAUCCUCUACACAGCCAGAUAAACCUGUUCCCCGUCCUUACAAGUGCCCGUAUCCUCUCUGCGGCCGUGCUUUCAGCCGUCUAGAGCAUCAGACUCGGCAUAUACGUACCCACACAGGCGAGAAGCCCUUUGUAUGCAGUUUUCCGUCCUGCGAAAAGCGGUUUUCGAGGAGCGACGAACUCACGAGGCACUCAAGGAUACACAACAAUGAUCACAACAAUAUCACUCAUCAUCAGCCCCCGAAGAAGACCAAGUCGAGAGGCACUGGCUCUCCAGAUCAUACCGAUGUGCCAGAGGAAACCCAAGUCAGGGUAAAGAAGAAAGCGAGAAGCAGGGCAAACAGCGACGACGAGGACGACUCAUAUGCCCGUCCAACGUCUGUCGGUUCCUAUGAUAUUCCCCAUUCUAGGCGCAGCCAUCCCCAUUCUUCUACGUCUCCCCCGGCGACGACGUCCUCAUCAUUCACUACACUAUCUUCCAUCGCCAUGGAUGAGCUGUACGCUCUCGAACGAGAGGAGGCGCUGCGGCGUGCAGAGUAUGAAGCACGCCACGCAGAAGCCCUACGGCGAGCCGAAUAUGAAACACGUACACGAGGCGGCCCAGGGCUCGAUAUUUCUGUUUUGCAGCAGUACCCCUCACGUCUUAGCAAGAGUGCCACGACUUCGCCGGUCUCGACACCUUCCCUUCAUUCGUAUGAGGACAGUCGCGGUUACUUUGGCAUUUCCAAUGAGCGUGAUUACUAUCGACCUCGCCACCACCACCACCGGCAGUCACGGUAUCAAGCCGUAUCAGACGACGAAGAGGGGCCAGGUAGUAGCAUCGUAAGUGAACGGAAAAUCACCCGCAGGCUAUCCGGCCCCGCAUGGCAGAUGACACCUUUCUCCACACGUUCAAGCGGGGAUGACUUUGGCCAUCACGUUGAUUCUGUCGCUAAGCAUCCUCACCAUUCCCACCCUCAUCACCCGUACCAUAUUCCAUCACAUCAUCCCCACCCCCACCAUGUACCCCCACCCCCGCAAUAUCAUGAGAGUCCUUCUCCAGCGAGCUCCGACUCAGAUUCUCACGCUGCCCAAGGUCAUUAUGCUCGUCAGCCUCACUCUCCCUACUCCAGUAACAUAAGGACUACAAGCACUUCUACUUCCCAUACACCAAGUACAAGCCCUUUUCUUGGCCCGAUGCGAGGGCUCAACUUGCACAGCGCAAAUCCUUCGCGUGCACCUUCACCUGUGCUAGCCAUGCUGCCGCCUCCUGGAUUGCCUUACCACCACCAUCAAACAGGUCAGAGCGGACGGAGCAGCCCUACGAGCCGGAGCGCGAGCCCCCCACACCACGUGUCUUCGCACGCCUCGUAUCAUCAUCAUCACCUCGCUCAUUCAGUGCGGAUGGCCUUCGGAAUGACUCCAAUUCAUCCGCAUGUCACGCCUCCUGAGUCAAGUUCGUCAUCGCGGGAAAGUCACAGCCCAGGUGCGUGGAGCGGUGGCAGCGGUAGCCCCAGGAUUACGUUGGCGCCGCUUAAGAUUGCAGAAGACAGCAGCGGUGGAGAAGCCGAGAAGGAAAAGGCGAAAGUGGUGUCUUUGACUGAGGUCGAGCGGAAGGAGGACAGCGAGAAGAGUGGGGAGCGAGAGAAAUUGCCUGGAUUCAGCCUCUUUGAAGCGGCAGUUCGGGGUGAGGGCGCGCUACCGGUGGUCGGUGCGGGUUGGUAACAACUGUAUGUUAUUGUGUUUCGCCCUUACCUAGCGAUGGCUGGUGCGAUCGUCUUGAUGUUUUCUUUUGAUUAUCCAUGCUAUGUUUAUUGUCUAAGGGCCCAUCCG